GUACUAUUUGAUAAGUAAUGGUGUCAGAAUACGUUUGUGAAAUUAAAUAUGAUCGAAGAAUGAAUUUUAUCACGGCAAGGAUUCUGGGAAUCACCAAAAUACAGAAGAGAUUAUUGAAUUCUUGACAAGGUGGAACAUAAAUGAUGAGUUGAGAUGAAGAAAACCUACAACCCAACAGACAUCAACCAAAAUAAGGGCCAAGAGCUCUCCAAAAAGUUAUAUCGAGCUGUUAGUGAUCAAGCCAAACGUUUGGAUGAUGCCAGGAGCUGUGCCCGAAAUAUAGGAGACUUGUUCACUCCAAAUUUACUAGUUCAAAGAAAAAAGUUCUGUGAAUUCAGUGAAAGAUUGAUUUUCACUGAUUACUUAUCAUAUGGGCAUAAAGGAGAAGAGCUAUUAUGGAGAAAAGGCUAUUAUGAUGUAGUCUCCACUGCAAAAAAAUUGAAAAAGAAUGAGUACCAGCCAGAUGAGUUAUCUUGCAUUCAAGCCCAUAUAAACUCUGGUAUUGGAUUUUAUCACCAUAUGAUUUCUCGUUUGCAAUAUGAAUUUAGUUUGAAUAUCAACAAUUCUGUGGAUUUCACAAUGUUGCUGGAUGAUAAUAAACAAUCAAUUGACAAUGAUAAAGAAGCUGUGGAAUGGGCAAAGCAAUCCAUACAUCAAUGUCUCAUUUACUUGGGGGACCUUAAUAGAUACAAAAUUGAGAUUUUCCCAAACUGGGAUUCUACUUUGGCUGUGCGCUAUUACUUGCAAGCCAUAUCUUAUAAACCUGACUAUGGUAUGCCACACAAUCAAAUGGGGAAUUUAGCCUUGAACCAAAAUCACCUUCUCAAAGCUGUUUACCAUUACAUGAGAUGUUUGAGUUGUAAAUUUCCAUUUGAGGGUACUUCCAACAAUUUACUCAGCUUGUUUGAAAAGAACUCCAAGUUCAUUGAACACUUACCUCAGGAAGAUAAAAAUGCUGAUUGUAUUAUAGAACCUGGGCAAUCUGAGAAAAUAAAGAUCUUUCUAGCUAGAUUCCUCCUGCUGAUUGACAUUUGGUAUUUCAACAAAAAAAUACCCAAGGUGUAUGACUUGUGCCAUCAAACUUACAAAAACCUAGAGGAGUGUCUGAGCUUUGUGAAAAGUUCAGUAAGUGAAUCAGGAGAGAGCCCAACAGAUUUUGAAAAUGAUCAAUACCUCACUAGUGACUUGAUCUUUAAGAUGGUAGUGAUUUGCUUGCUGUGCUUGUCCAAACUGAAAUCUGAUAAUUCCUCACAACUGUCCACCCUAAUUGCUUUCAUACUGGGCAUUUACUCCCAAUUGGUGCAAAAUGUGACCAGUCACAUAGAACAGAGUGUUUUGAACUUUCCCAUUACUGAAAACGCAAAGAUCAUGAAGGGUACUGGCAUUUUGAAAGAUUUGAUGAAUGGGUAUAAGAGAUCUAAAACUAAAUUGAGGAGGAGGAAGGCUCUGAAUGCUGAGAGUGAAGAUGAUGAGUCUGAGGGAAGUGAUGCAGGUGGGUAUAGAAGUUGCAGCAGUUCUGAUGAUUCUUUUAUUUCUGAUGAUGAGGAUGUACUGGCUGUAUCAUCUGAUGAAGAGUCUGAUAUUGUGAAGGUUUCCGACGAAUCCAAUUGCGCCACCCCGAAACAAUCUCUCCUCAACGGUCUAUCCAACGGUCACAUCCCCCCAUCAUCACCCCAAGCCACAACCAAAACCAAAGAGGACAUCCUAGCCAAAGUCCGCCUCAUGAACGUCAACGACAUGAUCGAAAUAAUCGCGGAAGAAUCCACUCUGCAGACCAUAAAAAUCCUCAGCGACUGGCUGAAAAACAACCCAGAAGUCCUGAAAUCCUGUGGAGCCAAUACCGGAGCUCUCAUCAGACAAGUCACCAAUUUGCUCAACCUCAUCAACAUCAAUUUGCGUAGCCCCAAAAUUGUAGGUCUCGGAAUCAAGGUGUCCGAGAUCAUCAGCAAAGAGAACGAGAUACCGCUUACUGAAGAUGUGCUGCUCAAAGGGGUCGAAACGCUUGCAGACGCUCACGGGCGCUUGAAUUGGCGGUACACCGACAAACGGGGGUUGUCCCUGAAAGAAGAGGCUAUGGUCAGGGUGGUAAAGUUGAUCGCUUUCGGUAAAUUUUUGACCGGCGUAGGGGAGACAGAGAUGACGUACGAUGAGGGGGCGAACAAGUUCGUUUGUAAAUUGAAAGAGGAUGUCGGCGUUGAUGGGAAGGAUUCCGCAGCUCUGUUGGAUCAGUUGGACUCCGAAGACAGGGACCUUUGCCCCUCGAACGGGUCCACCUCCGCGCGUCCCUCUCGCGAUCUGUCCAAGAUGAAGCACAUGGGCGAGCUGUGGUUGGCGGCGGAGGUGAGGGCACUGGAGAGUCGGGUGGGCGGGUUGGGCAUGGGCGUGGGCGGCAUGGGCGGUAGGGCGGCGUUGUCGCCGUAUCUGGUGCUGGACGCGGAGGCGCUGAUCCGGUACACGUACGUGGCGAAGCAGCUGGUCAACGCUAGGAAGUUUAUCGUGGUGGUGCCAACUACAGUUGUAUCUGCUUUGGAUGAUCUCAAACGUGAAAAAAUCGAAGCAAGAGAUGCUAUCCGUUGGUUAGAAUCCCAGUUCCACAGAGGUAACCGAUUCUUUCGUGCUCAAAGACCUCAAGAAAAAGCUCCAAUACCAUUCAUUAAAUACCCAAAGAAGAAGGACAAAGAGAUGCACACCUACAUCCAAAUCAUAGAGUGUUGUUACUUUUUGGCAGAACAACAAAAAGGAGCAUCUAAUGUCGUUACGCUGCUCAUCGGAAAUCAAAAUGUUUUGACCAAUGGCGAAAAUAAAGAAUUUAGUUACGUUGGAUUGGCUCAGUCCGUUGGGAUUGCCAUCGAGUCGAUCAGUAGCUUUCAUGG
Messenger RNA from Phaedon cochleariae (mustard beetle), 2873 nucleotides. The record is from the annotation of a GenBank genome assembly. Lineage: Eukaryota; Metazoa; Arthropoda; Insecta; Coleoptera; Chrysomelidae.